Molecule: messenger RNA, 1932 nt
Organism: Oldenlandia corymbosa var. corymbosa
Lineage: Eukaryota; Viridiplantae; Streptophyta; Magnoliopsida; Gentianales; Rubiaceae
Source: the annotation of a GenBank genome assembly
AUGGCUUCCAGGCAAGCCAUCUUCUCUGUUUUGUUGAGUUUUCUUUGCUUAUUCCAUGGCUGUGUUUCUCAGCAGUAUGGGGAACAAUCACAACAAGGGCAAUGCCAAUUCCAGAGGAUGAACCCACUCGAACCCAGUCAGGAAAUCCGAGCUGAAGGUGGAUUGACUCAGUUCUGGAAUCACCGGGAUCAGCAAUUCCAGUGUGCCGGAGUUUCCUUGAUCCGUCACGUCAUUCAACCCAAAGGAUUCAUGUUGCCUUCCUACACUAAUGUUCCUCUUCUUGUCUACACCGAAAGAGGUAGGGGGUUUUUUGGCCUAAUGAUUCCUGGCUGCCCUGAGACAUUCCAGUCAUCUCAAUCUGAAUUUGGUGGACAACAACAGCAACAAGGACAAAGAGGCCAACAAGGCCAACAACAAGGCCAAGGAGGGCAGAGCCAGAGCCAGAGGUUCCAUGACCGUCAUCAGCGGAUUCAUAACUUCGGACAGGGCGAUAUCUUGGCAAUCCCCGCCGCCGCUGCUCAUUGGGUCUACAAUCACGGCGACGAAGAACUCGUUCUGAUUGUGCUGGAAGACACAACCAACAACAUUAACCAACUCGACACCAAUCCCAGGAGAUUCUUCCUCGCCGGAAACCUGCCCAGAGGACAGCAACAGCAGCAAGGACAGGGACAACAACAGCAAGGAUGGGGCAACAUUUUCAAGGGAUUUGAUGUGGAGACAUUGGCAGAAGCAUUCAAGGUGAACCCAGAAACCGCAAGACAGCUACAGAGUGAGAACGACGAGAGAGGCCACAUCAUUCAGAUCCGAGAAGGUUUACAAGUCCUCAGGCCACCAAUUAGGCAAGAACAACAGCAAGAACAACAACAGCAAUACGGUGGACAACAACAAGAUUCAAAUGGACAGGAAGAAACCGUUUGCACCGCCCGAUUCAGAGAGAACAUUGACAACCCUUCCCGUGCCGAUAUCUAUAGCCCGCGUGCCGGACGAUUCACCACCGUCAACAGCUUCACUUUCCCCAUUCUCAAGUUCUUCCAACUCAGUGCUGAAAAGGGUGUCCUCCACAGGAAUGCAAUUUUCGCACCACAUUGGUAUGUGAAUGCAAAUGGCAUAAUCUAUGGUGUCAGGGGUGAAGCCAGGAUUCAAAUAGUGAACCACAGAGGCCAAACAGUGUUUGAUGAACAGCUCAGGCAAGGACAGGUGGUUGUUGUGCCACAGAAUUUUGCAGUUGUGAAGCAGGCUGGAAACCAAGGAUUUGAAUGGGUUGGAUUUAACACAAAUGACAAUGCCAUGAUCAACUCCAUCGUCGGCCGGACCUCCACUUUCAGGGGAUUGCCGGUGUCGGUUCUGGCCAACUCUCUACAGAUUUCAGAGGAGCAGGCUCUACAGCUCAAGUAUAACAGGGACGAGACUCUGAUCUUGAGCCCUGGUUCCAGUGAUUUUACUCCUGAAAUAACAAUGGUCUCCAUUAUUUCCCAGCUUCUUUUCAUUCUUGUUUGUUCAUUAUCAUCAUCCCAGGCAGCUGUUUUACAGCACCAGAAACUCAGAAGACCCGGAUUUGUGUACACCAGAGCCAGAGGAAAAUGCACUCCUCAGUAUUGGAGUAGCAGAACAGAGUCAUGGCCGAAGAUGGUCCCUCAGAUGUCAACAGUGUCUAACGUUUUUGGUUCCAGAGCUUUCGAGAGGUACAGAUUCGAUCUGACCCUUUUAGAGGCGACUUCGAGAAACGAUGACGAUUCCGGCAACGUUUUCGCCGGACUGGUGAAGGAAUCUACGGCGGCGCUGUUGAACUCCUACGCCCGGAAAGGAUAUCCUUACUCUGCUUGGGAGAUUAAGACGAUGGUUAUUCAGGCUCUGGUCUCUAAAGAAGCGGCUUCGAUUCAGGCCCAACGGUUUAGAGAAGCUAAUCUGGCCUGUAAUCAGCUUCAUUUGUAG